GUUUGGAAUCUGGAAUGAGCCUUCUUUUCUUGCUUUGUUGAGAAGGGCUGCGACAGAUGCUGCGCUGCAGGCUUUGUCUGCAUCGGCUGAAUUUGCUUUACAAUCAGAUGACCACAAGUCAUGUGAUUACGCUCCAGGGAGUUUGGCACCAGUGAGAUUCCGUGGCGUAGCCAAAUCAGCGCAGCAGUCGGGGACCAUACUCUUGAGUCGGGUGCGUCGGCUUCAUCGGCUUUGUUUGCAGUUGCAGCGUGAGCUAGAUCAUGUGGCCCUUCGCCGCAUCUGUCUUCGAGGCUUGGUUGCUCUCGCAGGUCGCAUCCGAGAAGUUCAUGACUGGCAUGAAUUAGAUGGUUUACAAACGCUUUCAGAUGCCUGCGCAAGACUGGAAGCCGAGCAUAAGUGCUCUCGUUUUAGAACUUGGCGCGAAAACAAUCAUGGCAAUUUGGCAGAGCAAAUCACUUGGAUCAAGCGGCGGGUGAAGCUGCUUGCUGAAGUCUUGUGUGGCAAGGCAGAUGGCGUCGAUGGUCUGCAGAUGCCCUCAUCUUGCUGCCAAUUCUGUGGUGGUCUGGGUUCGCGGUUCUGUGGAACACUUGGCAGACUGGCAAGGUGCCAGCAAUUUGGAAGUGCGCGCGUGUUGCGCUUUUGCCUAAAGGGGCGAAUGAUUGGCGACCUUUGUCCAUUGCGUCAGUUAUUUGGUGAGUUGGGGGCUCACACUUGGUCAAAGGUUUGCGCCCCUGGCUGUCCUCCUUCCUUGACCAUCGUGCUUUUGGAGGAGCUCCUGGCAGGAUUGCGCUGUGGAUGGAAUGGAUGGGAUGCUGCGAAGCUCGACAUGUCUUGCAGUUCCACUCUUGAAGCACCAUCGCCACCGUCGUCCUCGCCAAGCCUACAGUGCCCCGAUUUGCUUCAUAACAAAGUGGAGACGGAGACCAACAUUGGUGCCUUGCCUGUGAUGAGCCGUGACCGCGCACUGAAGCCGAAAAAACAAACGUGCACGGUCUCCGGCACUUAUGGCGACAUGUUCACGAUUCCUCUCGUCCCAGCAAAUUGGGGUUGGGUGUUUGGAUUUUGUAGGUCAAUUUUCUGGGGUAUCAAUUUGCGCAUUUUAGACGCUGCUAACAAGCAUGCUCAGUGCAUAAUGGUGGCGCAAGAUCUUGCCAAAUUCUUUGAUACCAUUCAGUUGGAACAGGUGAUCCUUCUUGCUGUGCGCCUUGGCGCACCGCCUCAGCUGGGGCCACUUCUGAAGUCUUUUUACGAGAACAACAAGCGGCUUUUCACAUGUCGGGGCGUUUGCCCCAAGACCUGGCUUCAUGCUACAAGAAGUGUUUUGCAGGGCUGUCCUGUAAGUCUUGCGCUAGCUGCUUUGGUGAUGACGAUGUGGUCGCGAUUUGUCUGUAUCAAUGACAUUGAUGCUGUGAUUUACAUUGACGAUCGCACAUUCUGGCAUGUUGAUGAAGCAGGGCCGGCGCGGGUGCAUGAGCUCCAACACGCCCACAACAGGAGUUUGCAAUUUGAUGAUUUUUCCCUUUUCACUGUCGACGAGCAAA
Cladocopium goreaui is the source of this 1541-nucleotide messenger RNA. The record is from the annotation of a GenBank genome assembly. NCBI's taxonomy places the organism in Eukaryota, Dinophyceae, Suessiales, Symbiodiniaceae.